AUGUCUGAGGUGGUAGCGAACGGGAGCCACGCAGCAAGCCCACAGGAUUGCGAGGGUGGCUCCAGAAGGAGGAGCUGGGGGCUGUUGGUCACUGCUGGUGUUGGUGGGACCUUGGUGGCACUCUAUGCUGUGGUGACCCCCUUCGUGACCCCGGCUCUCAGGAAAGUGUGCCUGCCCUUCGUUCCUGCAACUUCCACUCAGAUCCAGAAUGUGCUGAAAAUGUUAGAAAACAGAAGUGGCUCCCUAGUUGACAUUGGUAGCGGGGAUGGCCGUAUUGUAAGUUAUCGACAUCGCCUUCCUUUUAUGUCGCCUCUCAAAAAUGUGCCAAAUGCUCUUGCCGUGGCUGCUGUUGUCUUCUCGUAUUUAUGA
This is a messenger RNA of Pelecanus crispus (Dalmatian pelican), 369 nucleotides long. Lineage: Eukaryota; Metazoa; Chordata; Aves; Pelecaniformes; Pelecanidae. The record is from RefSeq and is a predicted model, not a curated record.